Messenger RNA from Panicum virgatum (switchgrass), 1514 nucleotides. Its product is annotated as anthocyanidin reductase ((2S)-flavan-3-ol-forming)-like. The record is from RefSeq and is a predicted model, not a curated record. The transcript has 6 exons. The coding region runs from base 295 to 1317 and encodes 340 amino acids. NCBI's taxonomy places the organism in Eukaryota, Viridiplantae, Streptophyta, Magnoliopsida, Poales, Poaceae. Gene Ontology annotation, molecular function: oxidoreductase activity, acting on the CH-OH group of donors, NAD or NADP as acceptor.
CAACGUGGGUCUACACAGUCCUGAGUUCUGACCAUCGCCCUUUUGCCUCCAUGUGCUCUGCCCACAGACGACGAAGCAAGCAGCGCCUUGAGACCUGACCAUCGUCAUCUCUCUUCCUCCAGCAGACUGCAUCUUUUUGAAAGAUCCGGACAAGUUGCCGGCAUAUAUUAAUAAGAGGAAUAGAGUUUUACAUGCACAAGCUGCGCAGCAGACUGCAUCUUCUCCUGAAAGUUAAGGUGAGCGAGCGAGCGAGCGAGCCCGGAGUGAGGGGUGAGGGGAGCAAGGUGAGCGGCGAUGUCGGCGGGCAGCAGGAAGAAGAUGGCCUGCGUGACCGGAGGCAGCGGGUACAUCGGCUCCGCGCUCGUCAAGAUGCUGUUGGAGAAAGGGUAUGCCGUGAAGACGACGGUCAGGAACCCCGAUGACAUGGCGAAGAACUCCCACCUCAAGGACCUGCAGGCGCUUGGUCAGCUGGAGGUCCUCCGCGCAGAUUUGGACGAGGAAGGCAGCUUCGAUGAAGCCGUCGCCGGCUGCGAUUACGCCUUCCUCGUCGCCGCCCCCAUGAACCACAAGUCGGAGAAUCCUGAGGUAGAGCUGAUCGAGCCCGCUGUCCGGGGAACCCUGAACGUGAUGAGGUCGUGCGCCAAGGCCGGGACGGUGAAGCGCGUGAUCCUGACCUCGUCGGCGGGCGCAGUCACCACGAGGCCGGAGCUGCAAGGCGACGGGCAUGUGCUGGACGAGGAGUCCUGGUCCAACGUCGAUUACCUCACCGCCAACAAGCCUCCUUUCUGGGCGUAUCCGGUCAGCAAGGUCCUCCUGGAGAAGGAGGCGAGCAGGUUCGCGCAGGAGCACGGCAUCAGCCUCGUCACCGUCUGCCCCGUGGUCACCGUGGGCGCCGCGCCGGCGCCGAGCGCCCGCACCAGCGUCCCCAUCUGCCUCUCCCUUCUAUCCGGCGACGAGACGGAGUUCGCCGUGCUGAGAGGCAUCGAGAGGGGGUCCGGCACGGUGGCGCUGGUCCACGUCGACGACGUCUGCCGCGCCGAGCUGUUCGUCGCCGAGGAGCCGGCGGCCGUGGGGAGGUACCUCUGCUCCAGCCUCAACACCACCAUCCUCGAGCUCGCACGCUUCCUGGCGCACAAGUACCCGCGGUACCCCGUGAAAACAAACCUGCUCUCCGGCGAGCUGCUUGAGAAGCCGAGAGUGCGCCUGUCGUCGGCGAAGCUGGUGAGGGAAGGGUUCGAGUACAAGUACAAGACGGUAGAUGGGAUGUACGACGAGAUGAUCGAGUACGGCCAGACCGUGGGAAUUCUCUCCAGCUAAUGAGGCUCCUCUCUGCCCUGGGGUGAGCACAAUUCCAAAACCAGGUGCUUGCAAAAUAAGUAAAUGAUUCCCAGAAAACAAGGAAGGUCUAAGUAUUUUUUUUUUUGAGGGCAAGGAAGGUCUAAGUAUAUGAAUUACCAGCUGUUGAGUUCUGUUUCUUGCAAAAUAAGGAUGUUCUGAGUUGGAAGACAUUGUUA